Penicillium diatomitis is the source of this 2454-nucleotide messenger RNA. RefSeq names its product DUF803 domain membrane protein. Gene Ontology annotation, biological process: magnesium ion transport. The transcript has 2 exons. Gene Ontology annotation, cellular component: membrane. Gene Ontology annotation, molecular function: magnesium ion transmembrane transporter activity. The record is from RefSeq and is a predicted model, not a curated record. NCBI's taxonomy places the organism in Eukaryota, Fungi, Ascomycota, Eurotiomycetes, Eurotiales, Aspergillaceae. The coding region runs from base 1 to 2454 and encodes 817 amino acids.
AUGGAUCCGGCUCAGCUUCGCUUAGUAGCGCCGUCGCUUACUUCAAUUGCUGUGUCAACCAUCGCAUCUUCCAUCGCAAGUGCCUCGCGAACUACUCACUCCAAUCAAACCAGUGCGCCAUCUUUGAAUCUGAUCUCACCGGUACAGGCCCAGAGCCAUGGCGAUAAGCACGGGAAUAUGGAGGAAUGGUCUUCCCUUAUUGGUAUUGUGACUGCUCUGGCCGGGAACGUGUUGAUCUCGUUGGCUCUCAAUAUUCAACGCUAUGCUCACAUUCGGAUCACUCGUGAAUGGGAGCAAAGAAAGGCUAGGAGUGAGGCUGGCAGAAGCCGGAAAUAUGACGCAGUUGCCGUAAGCGAUAGCCGCCAAAGUCUUGUUGGAUCACGGACGGGAACUUCGAGAGAUCAGUCAAGGCAUGGCGAACAUGAGGAGUUCGAGCCUUACAGCGAUGACAUCGAUGCGCCUCCCAGAAAUGCGCGCCCCUCUCAGGGCUAUCAAAAUGGCGGUCGCCGGAGCUCAAAGGCGUCUGACCGGUCCGAGCACACCGACGAGCCCGAGAAUCGAAAGUCAUACCUCCAGUCGCCCUACUGGUGGGCGGGUAUCGUGUUGAUGGUCCUAGGCGAGACAGGAAACUUUCUCGCGUACGGCUUUGCGCCAGCAUCCAUCGUCUCCCCGCUCGGAGUUGUCGCCCUGAUCUCCAACUGCGUCAUCGCCCCCUGUCUUUUGAAGGAGCGAUUUCGCAAACGGGAUUUCUGGGGCGUAUUGGUCGCCAUUGCUGGUGCGGUUGUGGUUGUACUCAGUGCGAGUUCUUCGGAGGAGAAGAUUGGCCCUGGCGAGAUCUGGAUGAUGAUUACCCGCUGGGAAUUCGAGCUCUACAUGGGCUUGACUGCAUCCCUGAUCAUCACUCUCAUGUGGGCCAGCUUUUCAUACGGAUCACAGUCAAUUCUGAUUGACGUAGGGCUUGUGGCCUUAUUCGGCGGCUACACUGCACUUUCCACCAAGGGAGUUUCCUCGUUGCUGUCAUUCACCUUGUGGCACGUCAUCACUUUCCCAAUCACCUACUUGCUCGUCUUUGUUCUCGUCACUAGCGCGCUCAUGCAGAUCAGAUACAUCAAUCGGGCCUUGCAGCGCUUCGACUCGACUCAGGUGAUUCCGACACAAUUUGUCCUCUUUACACUCUCAGUCAUUGUAGGCAGCGCAAUUCUAUACCGGGAUUUUGAGUCGAUGUCGGCAGCUCGAGCCGGCAAGUUCAUAGGAGGCUGUGCUCUCACGUUCCUGGGGGUCUACUUCAUCACCAGCGGCCGCGUGCGCUCUGACGACGACUCCACUUUUUCCACGGACGAUGAAGAAGAGAGGAUCGGCCUUCUGGACGGUGAACGCUAUCACGAUCGCAUUGAUUUGUCCGCGCCUGGCCCACAUUCUCGUGCGACUACAGUAUCGGCGAAUGAUCGCGAGCAGGAAACCAAUGUGCAGUCUCCCGGGGUGUCGUUGAAUAGCCGCGGUCUCGAAAUCGUGGACGAUGAUCAACUUACACCUAAAGGAGCUUUGUCGUCUCCUGAUGACUCUUUAACUGCCCAAUCUCCCCUGUCAGGGCGCUUUCUCGACGAUCCCUCCCCACUCCGUCCACCCUCGCGGAUGUCCAAUCCGUGGGCAGAAUCCUCGGAUGAGGCUCUUGUGACCCCAGCGUCUGACCUUGAAACAUACUGUCAAAACGGACCUUUAGCAUUAGCGGCUGCCGAUCACCAAGUAUCAACUGUCAGCUUGCGUUUUCCUCCGGCACCCGGUAUUGAACAGACUUCCCGACCGAAUCUUUCUCAGCUUCGGCGGGCUUCCACUCCCAUGCGAAGCGAUCAGGCCAUCGACAUCGAAAGGAGCCAGGCCAAUCUCGAGACACCAUCACGACGAGCCAUUCGCAACUCAAUAUCAAAUCGAUUCUCUCCAGGGCCACUUUUACCCACCCUCUCCGGAGGGUUCAGUGCCGUUGUGGCGGAUUCCCUCCGUCGUGGCGAGGGAAGUCCUUUGAAAGACCGCGCGCGACGGAGCGUUGGACGCCGCCGCCAACUCAGCGGCACCUUUGAUGCCGAGUUGGCCCGCUAUCAAGAUCAAGAUCUUAGAUUGGAUGAGCCAAGCGAUUCACUGAGCGUCGCCGGUGCACGACUUCAAUCCGCCACGGGUCUUGCAGUUCCUUCGACAAACGCCGGACGGUCCACGUCCGCGCUUCCUACGACAGACCAACUGUCGCCGAUGCAGAACCCACGUCAUGAGGGUAAUCGUCUGCGCAGCUUGAGCGACUCUUGGAGUGGCGGUCUUGCAUGGCUUGGCGGUGCCUUGCGAAUGACUUCCCAAGAUCAAGCCAAGCUCAUCAUGCCGAACGAGCAGGAGGAUCGUCUAUCUCCGACAGAACAGGGUCAAGCUCGCAGCAAAGACAGGAGCGACGAUGCAGACCCUCGCUCGUGA